Molecule: messenger RNA, 4494 nt
Organism: Symbiodinium pilosum
Lineage: Eukaryota; Dinophyceae; Suessiales; Symbiodiniaceae
Source: the annotation of a GenBank genome assembly
AUGGCCCUUGGCGGCAACUUUGUCCAGCAUGGUGCGUACGUCGAGUUCCAAAAAUGUACAGCACCCGGUGGCCGUGGAGGAGGCUUAGCUGUUUUCAACGGCUACUUGCACCAAUUUGCCGGCAGCAUGAGUUUUUACGGCUGUGGCUCCAAUAUUGGCGGCGGGCUUUUCGUUCAGAAGGAUGUGGUGAUGAUCGGCACCAUGAGCUUCACGAAGUGUCGUGCCAUGCGGGGAGGUGGAGGAGGGGCCUUUGUGCGACAGAACUUUCAUCAGCGUGAAGGUCAGCUGGUUUUGCAUUCUUGUAUGAGCCUUGGCGAUGGAGGGGGUCUUCGAAUUGGUCGCACCUUCAACCAGGAAUCUGACACCUCUGCUGAUUUCAUUUCUUGCCGUGCAACGCAUGGAGGUUGCAUGAGCGCCGGUUCCGUCCAUGCUUCUGGCUACAACAAUUUCAGUUAUUGCGUUGCCUCGGGACAUCUGGACUCAGGUGGCGGAGGCGUUCAUGUCGUGCACAACUACUCCCAGCUUGCCGGCGUCACAAACUUCAUUGAGUGCCAGGCUCUGAAAGGCGGUGGUGGCUUGCAAACCCGGAAUGGAAGCCUGACGGUGCUCAAGGGCAACAUGGUUUUCCUUGCGUGCACUGCUACCGGAGCUGGCGGUGGAGCAGAUGUGGGGCUUGAUGUUUAUUUACAUGCCAAGGCCAGCAUGGCAUUUGAUAAAUGUCAUGCUGGUGGAGACGGUGGAGGUAUGUCCCUCAAGGGCAACUUCCUGCAUGAUGGAGCCAACAUCACCUUCCAGAGCUGCGAAGCCCUCGCUAGCCGUGGAGGAGGUCUAGCAGUGUUCGAAGGCUUCCUGCAUCAACUCGCUGGCGAAAUGGAUUUCCGUGACUGUCAUGCUGAUGCCGGUGGUGGGAUGUAUGUGGAGAGAGAUGUCAUCUUGGACAGUACCAUAUCUUUCUCCAGGUGCCACGCUUACCGGUCCGAUUCAGGAGGCGGUGCCUUAUACAUCGCAAAUGGCCAGUUUGAUCUGAAUGGACAUCUAUGGGCAGAGAACUGCAGUUCUUUGGGCUCUGGUGGCGGCCUCCUCAUGAAGAGUGGAGUGAUCCGGCAGAAACCUGGCAGCCAACUUACCCUUCGCCAAUGUUCUGCGCACGGCGGCAAUGGUGGUGGGAUGGCGACGCACGGCUUCAUUGCCAGAGGCAUCAUUCAAUUCCACAGCUGUGCGGCGUCUCCCCAAGGUGGAAACGGUGGAGGACUCUAUGUUGGAAAUGGCAAUGGCGCCAUGAAGCAAGAACAGGGCCUUAUGAGCUUUGAAAACUGUACGGCUGGAGGUCUCGGUGGUGGCCUCUAUCUAGGAUCCAAGCGUGCAGGACACCUGACGAGCCUGCUCUUGGACCAUUGCAGCACGGAGAGCGAUGCUGGCACCCUGUAUUCCUUGUCCAAGGUGCUGGUAGUGUCCGAUUUGACUGUCUCUGAGCCGCGUAGCGUGGACUUUGACGUGGUCACAUACGGCAAGCUCGUGCUCAACAAGCUUUACCUCCAGAGCAGAAGUCAGAAGUUUGGCAUGGGUUUUUGGGCUGACAGCCUACAUGCCGAAUCUGUGAACUGCACGGCCCUGAAGUCAUGCAGUUUGGUGGCCUCGGAGUGCGAUGUAUCCACCCUUCUCUGUCCACCGGGCACGGGGAUCCGGGAGGGUUCUGGGUCCAAGAACUGUUCAGUGUGCGACGAUAACUUUACUCAGCAUGCCGGCAGCACCGUCUCAAAAUGUGUUCCGUGCCCGGUUCCAAACGAGUUUUGCUAUGCGAACAAGUUCAAGAUGACCCCAGGGCACAUGGUCGAAGCAAGCGACAUUAGCUUCACCAUCUACUGCCCGAACCCUGCAGCAUGUCCUGGAGGGAAUUCCUCCGAUCUUUCCACGAUGUGUGCCCCAGGAUAUGAGAACCGAUCUUGUGCGACUUGCUCAGUAGGCUAUGCCAUCUCUGACAACAGUGUGCUGUUGUGUACGCACUGCGCAACAGUUUGGUGGCAACAGAUUUCGCAGUGGAUGUACAUGCUUGCGAAGCACGUCCUGCCUUUCACGCUGGCGGCCCAUAGUGCGCUCCAAGUGCAAGGUGCUGAAGAGCCCAAGCGCAGCGGCGUGCUGAUAAACCAGUUGAUGUCCUUUGCCACAGUCGCCGGCACCCUGCUGACCGUCGUGACCCAAACCAACGCCAUGAGAGAAAUCAAGCAGCAGACAGCAGCUCAGAUGCACCAGCCUAGUUUUGGACAAUUCAUGCUGCAGAUGGUCGGCUUGACGACCGACCUGAUUGCCGGACAGGGCCCUUCAGAAGGUCGAAAGCGUGAAACCAAGCACUGUGUUCGGGAGGGUAGAUGGCCUUGCCAUCCCCUGGUGGCAGCAGCGACGGCCCAAAACAACCUGGAAGAUCUCGCGUUACAGCUUGGCCUGCAUGGGGUCGGCACCACAGAGGUCCGUGAACUGGGCUUGUGGAUCUACCUCAAAACCAAUGAGGUUCGUGAUCCGACAGCCUGCUGUGAUGCCAGGACCGUCCUGGAUACAAAGCUGGGGGAGGCGGACAUGUACCAGCAUCUGUCGUUCUUCAGAAAAGUGCUUCCCGACACUGCCCUGUCGGAUAUGCAUACCAUGCUACACCACUAUGUGUUCGCGAAAGCACAUGCGAAAAGGAACGCAGAAACACAGAACACCGAAACAGCCGGAACUAGCCAGACACAACAGCAUGUCAGCACUGACAGCUUGCUGGAAAUGUAUGCGGAAUUCCUGGAAACAAGACCUCCAGUCAGUAGCGAGGAUGUUGUUGCCCGCAUCGGAGAGACGAUCCGCAAUCACCUUGCCCAGGCAACCGAGGAGCAGGGAGAGCAUAACGAAGCAACAUCUACGGAGGUGGCCGAAUCUGAGCUUGGCGCGCAGUCAACACGAGUGCAGACCUCCGAACAUCUCGACCAGUCCUACUGCAAGGAGUCGCGCUUUCGCGCCGAUGGUAGGUGCCGCCGGACCGCUCGAGAGCUGAAGAAGCGGGCGCCCUACGUCCAGUACUGGAAGGAUGUGCAGCGUGGCCUCUGGAAAACCUGGUCUCACCGGGACUGGUACGAGGAGCACUGGGCGGAUGGUGAGCGCCGAAGCUGGAAAAACCCCACAUCAAGCUCUGCCUGGGAGAUGGAGUGGGACCAGUGGGAAGAUGGGACUCGUGGCGAUGAGGAUGGUUUUUCCUCGGAUUCCUCCGUUCAUGGGCCUCGUGGAAAGACUCGAACCCACAUGCAGCCGGCGAGCAAAAGGUCCCGAAGCACGCGAGUCACCUUCAUGGAGGCCUUUACGGUGUGCAAUGCCAAGAAACAACUGAAGCCUGACUGGUACAACAUGUACCAACGGCUAGUGACCUUGAUCGACCAGAUGAUGGCCACCUGCACCCAGGCCACCUACGACGCCAUGAAGUGGAAGAUCAACCCGGUGAGGCCGGGGACGGCAGUCUCCGACAACUACUUUGUGGUCACGCCCCCGAAGCCAGUCCACCUGCAAGUACAGAAUCAAAUGCAAAAAGUUACCACCCCUGUCAUCAUCGAGCCCCGCGUGAAUAUUCCAGUGUUCGAUGACGAUACACUGCAAUGCACCAACGUCGCCUAUAAUGUUUGGUCUGUGAUCCUGCACGCUGGCCAUUCUCCACAUGCAGGCCACUACACCAGCAGACUUCUGACAGCUACCGCUGAUGGUGCUUCUGGUGCACAGUGGAGCACCGAUGAUGCUAGGCCAGCCAAACUCAUCAUGAGAGAAGUCAUGCAGGCCAUUCCAGCUGCCCUGGUGUUGGGCCUCAUCGCGUUCCUCCCCCGGCAGCAGCAUGGAGUUGCUUUGGUCGUAGGCUUGAACUGCUUCUGGCCUGAGAUGUUCGGCUACUUCGGCAAGUACCUGUACUGCUACCAGUUCGCACCCGAGGGCACCUUAGAAAAGACCUACGACUGCCCCUUUCUAGAAGAUGCCUUCCACCAUCACGCCGUCCGUUUCAUCAUGCUCUUUGUGUUGCUGGCGGUAUCGCACCUUUGGAUCAGCCUCUCGCUUCCCAAGGAUGACGCGCAACUGCCACUUCACGUGAUCUUCCUGAGCAGGGCCUACCGAAAGAGCUGCCGCCUUUGGGAGUCCGAGCGGCUGCUGAGGAAGACGCUGCUGACGCUGGCAGUGUCCGCUCUGCCCAUCACCUCCUCGCCGGCCCUUCAGCUGGUCUGCAUCGUGAGCGUCGUGAUGAUGUCCCUCUUCCUGUAUGCAGCGCUUCUGCCCUACAAGACAAUGCGCUUCAACCUGACUGAGUGCAGCUUGCUAGCGACGGCGGCGCUCAUGACGGCCGUAGUGAGCGGCCUGACGGCAUAUGACCAUUAUUGGGGCCACAUGAAGAGGGUGGAGUACCUCAUGAUCUUCUCCACGGUUGGCAUCGCUGCCUUCACCUGUGCCUUGGCCACGAGUCGUUCGGCAGCGGGGCCAACACACCGAACAUGA